AUGAAGAAAUGUCUUCUACUAGUGAGUCUGUAUCUGCUUGGAUCCGACAGAGGAGCAUCAGGUCAAUCUGAUGAGCUUCCUGGCUCUCUGGACCAUCAAGCUUCAGUUCAGCAACCUUCAGGUGACUACUUUUCACUUGAAAACCCUUCAGAUGGUGAGGCUUUAUAUGAGACUUCUUCAGGCGAGAACACUUUGAGUGAGCAUGGUUCAAGUGAGCACACUGCGGUUGAACACGCUUCAAGUGAGCAUGCUGCAGGUGGGCAUGCUGCAGGUGAACACGCUUCCAGUGAACAACCUUCUGGUGAACAGCCUUCGGGUGAAAAGACUUCUGGUGAACGGCCUGCAGGUGAACAGCCUUCAGGCAUCCCGCCUUCAAGCACAAUUUCAGGCCCAGUAUUAAAUUGCCACACAUGCUCUUAUAUGAAUGACCAAGGAAUAUGUCUUCAAGGAGAGGGAAUCUGUUCCACUCAGAAUUCCCAGCAGUGCAUGUUAAAGAAGAUCUUUGAAGGUGAAAAACUUCAAUUCAUUGUCCAGGGCUGUGAAAGCAUGUGCCCAUCCAUGAACCAAUUAUCCCAUGGAACCAGGAUGCAAGUUAUAUGCUGUCGGAAUCAAUCUUUCUGCAACAAGGUCUAG
Molecule: messenger RNA, 633 nt
Organism: Lagenorhynchus albirostris (white-beaked dolphin)
Lineage: Eukaryota; Metazoa; Chordata; Mammalia; Artiodactyla; Delphinidae
Gene: ACRV1
Product: acrosomal vesicle protein 1
Exons: 4
Coding region: 1-633 (210 amino acids)
Source: RefSeq, a predicted model, not a curated record